AUGUAAGAUAGAUCUAGAAUUAUUGAAAUGAAAUAACUGCUUAAGUUACUUUAAUAAAUUAAUUAACUCUAAAUCUAGAAUGAAGAGUCAGAAAAACAAAAUAACAAAGAUUCUUAUCAUAAUGAUCAACAAAUUAUUAAUGAUAUCCAAAUUAUAUUGAAUCUAGAAGAUGAUAAUAAUCAACAAACAGAAAAAGAUGAUAAAUUAUCAGAAAAGGAAACUAUUUCUAAUAAACAAUUUUAUUAAACUUCUAAAUAAAAUUUAAUUGAACUACGAAAAACUGAUCGUUAAGUUAUUUUCAACACAAAUAAUCAUUCUUAUGGAUGCUAAAUAUGCUAAAUUGAUUACAAACUAUUGAAAAAUCUCCUUAAUCAUUAAUACAGAUUUCAUUACAAAACCAAAAAAACCAAGAAUCUUAUUUAUAAAUCAAUUUCAUGA
Molecule: messenger RNA, 438 nt
Organism: Paramecium sonneborni
Lineage: Eukaryota; Ciliophora; Oligohymenophorea; Peniculida; Parameciidae
Source: the annotation of a GenBank genome assembly